This is a messenger RNA of Coccinella septempunctata (seven-spotted ladybird), 863 nucleotides long. RefSeq lists its product as uncharacterized. The record is from RefSeq and is a predicted model, not a curated record. The transcript has 5 exons. Lineage: Eukaryota; Metazoa; Arthropoda; Insecta; Coleoptera; Coccinellidae. The coding region runs from base 46 to 852 and encodes 268 amino acids.
CUGGUAUAUUGGCCACCUACUGUGAGCAAAAAAAAAUUCGAGGAGAUGGUCAGAAAACAGGCACCUUGUGACCUUACAUGGAAAACGUAUCAAAUUAAAAAGGUCCUUUUCAAAUCAUCAUCUUAUGAGGAAGCUGAACUGCGGCUGGAGAGGUUCCAAAGCUCUUCUGAAGAAUCAGAGUUUUCCAAUAUAGAACCAAUCAUACCAAAUCUUUUAGAAGAUAUGUAUCACAAGGAUUCAGAUGAUGAAUCUGUUCUUAUGAAUGCACGACAAAAUGAUGACUUAGCUUUUUCAGACUCAUUCACAAAAUCAGUGCUAGAUGCAUGCACAUCUAGCAGCAUUCCCAAAAAUUCGGAAAAAAUAGAAAAAUCAAUUGAGGAAAUUGCUAAAGAGGUGGCGAAAAUUUCAACCGUACAGGAGCAGCUAUUAUUAAUGCUGAAUAACAUAGCCAGCACUCUCAGAAAUGAGCCUUACACUAUCGAGCAAUCUCCCAAUUGUCCAAAUUUCCCCAUUGGCCUGGAAGAAGAGUUUUUUGCUCUAGAAGAUUUUAUUAAAAAUCCCGAGCACGAAAAAUUCAUGGUGACAAGGUUGAAGUCCAUUGGUGGAAAUUCUGCUGAGGACCAUACAAGAAGAAUAUUGAGGUUUUUGAUGAGAAAUGAGCUGGCUUGUCUCUUCAAUUGGCGAGGAACCGAUAAAAAACCUUUUAGGGAUACAAAAAUUAUGCAAAUAAUUUAUGUUGCUGUGAAAAAAGAAUUUUCAUCCGCAACCGACAGUCAAAUAGAAGUUGCAACAAAGGAUUGGCUGAAAUUCGCGAAAAAAAGAUUAAAUGACGCAAAAAAAAGACUCGCUUGAAAAGAAAGAUG